Molecule: messenger RNA, 979 nt
Organism: Monodelphis domestica (gray short-tailed opossum)
Lineage: Eukaryota; Metazoa; Chordata; Mammalia; Didelphimorphia; Didelphidae
Source: RefSeq, a predicted model, not a curated record
ACCGGCGCUCCUGGAAACGGCUCCUUCUUACUUAAGGGCUCUGUGAAGUCAUGGCCUGUGAAGGGGGCCGGCGGGGAGCUAGGAUGGCAGACGCCCUCCGAGCGCGGUCCAGCAUUCCAGGCCUCCUGCUGCAGACGGCCAAGAUCUCCGUGUUGCUUUUCCAGAAUCGGAUUCAUCUCUACAAUUUUCUGCUGCUGAAGAUUUUCCUCUUCAACCACUGGGUGUCAGGAUUAGCCCAAGAAGCGGAGGGUGCUGGGUGCCUGGUCCCCGCCCCCAGCCCAAGCUGCCUUUUCUGUCCCCUGGGCUCCCUGAUGAGGAGCCUGGCGCCUGGGCAGUGCCCUGCUGUUCCUGGCUCUGCGGGUGCCGGGCAUGGCCCUCUCGCGCCUGCUCAACUCCCCCCUCGCCAUUUGCCGCCUCUGCCAGCCUCCCUGGGCCAGCUGGGCUUCUUCUGGAGCCUCUGGAAGAACCUGCUCCAUUACUGGUUUCAGAGCCUGCUGCUUGGGGUCCUCGUGGUCCUCUUGAUCACUUGGAGGCUGUGCCAGACAGCCCAUCGCUUCAGCAUCAAGCAGCUGAGGCGGCUGGUGAGUGGGCAGAGGGCUGGGCAGCAGCCGGGAGUGACCGUGAGGGGAGGAACCCGGGGGUCAGCCACGGUGGACGUACGUGGCCGGCGGGCAUCAGUCAUGGGCUGGCCCAGGUGCUGCUGGAUAAUCGCUUUUUCCCUGGAGUUCUUGGGCCUGCUGCGGCAGCUGUACUGGCACGUGGAGAGCACGGCCGCCCUCACCUCCUGGCACCUGGCCUACGUGGUGACCUGGGCCACCUGCCUGGCCUCCCACAUGCUCGAGGCUGCCUUUGAACACACAGCCCGACUGGCGCAGGCCCAAGAAGGGGAGACCGACAUGGUGUGGGAAGACAGUGCCAUGGAGGUGAUGCUUCCUGAGGAGCCCAAAGUCUUGGAUGAAUAAACUGCAUUCAGACCUGU